Stegastes partitus (bicolor damselfish) is the source of this 7267-nucleotide messenger RNA. It is a transcript of the gene adgra1b, whose product is annotated as adhesion G protein-coupled receptor A1b. Lineage: Eukaryota; Metazoa; Chordata; Actinopteri; Pomacentridae. Bases 475 to 4440 code for a protein of 1321 amino acids. The transcript has 19 exons. The record is from RefSeq and is a predicted model, not a curated record. Gene Ontology annotation, molecular function: G protein-coupled receptor activity; protein binding. Gene Ontology annotation, biological process: G protein-coupled receptor signaling pathway; cell surface receptor signaling pathway. Gene Ontology annotation, cellular component: plasma membrane; postsynaptic density; glutamatergic synapse.
CGCGACAUGAAGCAGCUCGGACACUUCAAGCAGCUCAUGAAGGAGAUUUGGAUUUUGUAAAAAAAGAAAAAAAAAGAGCGAGAGAGAGAAGUAAAAAAUCUGUAACCUCUCGUUAAAGCAUGUGGAAACUUUCUCCGAACUUUAAAAGCGCAGCGCUGGAAGUUUCCCCUCCGCAUGCCGCGGCUCACAGGACACUUUGGAGGACUUACAUUAGGAGAAAAUGGCAACGAUUCAGCAUUUCGCAUCAAUGGUGAAUAACUUUUUUCGUGGUUUUAGAGGCAAAACUAACGAUUUUCAGCUCUUGGGGACGCAGCAGGUGAGCAGCAGCAGCAGGACAUGAAGUUUGGACUCGAUCGCAGGCUGUUCUUUAUCGAAGGCAACGUGAGAUGGUCCCGACUUGUCACAGGAGCUGGGAGGACAUGACUUGAAAGGAUUUUAUUUUAUUUUUUUCUAAUAAUUUUUUUUGAAUCCACGAUGAGAGCGCUGGGUUUGCUUUGCGUAACGGUCCUGCUGUGGGAGUCGAUCCUGAGCAACAGAAACUGUCCGGACCUGAUCGUGGACAGCUGCCACUGCUCCACCGAGAGGUCCAAGGAGCUGAGCAGGCAACACGUCCGGGUCAAAGUGGUGUGUGACGAUGUGGACCUGAUGGACACCCUGCAGCCCAGCUUCCUACCCAACAGAACAGUGUCCCUAAACCUGAGCAACAACAAGAUCUCGCUGCUGAGGAACGGCUCCUUCUAUGGCUUGGCUGCCCUGGAAAAGCUGGACCUGAAGAAUAAUUUGAUAAGUACAGUGGAGCCCGGGGCGUUCCGUGGUCUACUGGCUCUGAGGAGACUCGACUUGUCCAACAACAGGAUCGGCUGCCUCUCCCCUGAAAUGUUUCUUGAUCUUGGCAACCUCUCAAAAUUAAAUUUAUCUGGGAACAUUUUCUCCACUCUGACUACGGGACUCUUCACACACCUGCUGGCUCUCAGAGUGCUGCACUUCAGCACCGAGGCUCUGUUCUGCGACUGUCAGCUCAAGUGGCUGCUCGUCUGGGCUCGAAGGAACUCGGUGAGGAUCGGCAACGACACGGUGUGCGUUUUCCCCACGCACCUCCACGGCCUGGAGUUUCGCAACCUGCGCGAACAGCAGCUGAAAUGCGUCUUAGAGUGCUACAGCGAGGUCAUCCUCUCCAACAUCGACGUGGGCAUCGCUGGCAUCUGGGAGUGUCUGGUGACCAGUUCCCGUGGCAACACUUCUCAGCAAAUGGAAAUAGUCGUUCUGGAGACUUCAGCGCCAUACUGCCCCGCCGACAGAGUCACCAACAACAAGGGGGACUUCAGGUGGCCAAAGACUCUGGCUGGCAUCCUGGCCUUCCUGCCCUGCGCUCCUGCCACCUUUGGCUCUGCCCCUCACCCCUCCGGCAGCUCUCCUCACCCCUCCAGCCCGAGGGAGAAGAAGGCGUGGCGGCGCUGCGACCGGGCCGGACGUUGGGCUGAAGAGGACUACACUCAGUGCCCGUAUGCCAGCGAACUGACCCGCGUGCUGCAUGAGCUCACCCAGAUCCCUAUAAACGCCACCAACGCUCAGCCUUUAGGCCAGCAGUUAGUGGCCUUCACCAGCAGAGCGGCACACUUCACUGAUGUCAUGGACGUCAUCUUCGUCACCCACUUGGUGGAGAGACUGACGAGGCUGGUGGAGAAACAUAAAGACCUGGGGGACUAUAUAUCAGACAUAGCCAGCAACAUGAUGCUGGUGGAGGAGCACAUCUUGUGGAUGGCGCAGAACGAGGCCAGGGCGUGCACUCGGAUCGUCCAGUGCGUGGAGCGCAUCGCUGACCUGGCGCUGACCGGAGACAAUCAGGUCAUUUCUAAGGUGUCUGCUAACAUAGCUCUGGAGGCCUUUCUCAUCCGGCCGUCGAACUUCCUCGGUUUGUCCUGCACGGCGCUCCAACGGCCGCCCUCGUCCGCCGCCUCCCCCCUCCUCCCCCACGGCCACUCUCACACCGACAGGGACGCAAGCAGAGAUCACGAUGGCUUGGGGGAAACGCUGCUCAACUUCAAAUGCCACACUGUCAACAGCAGCGGCUCGCCGGCCAGUCAGCUCAGCAAGAACUCAGUGGCAGUCGCCUCAAUCCAUUUACCGCUGGCUGGUACGCCUAUCUCCUCCUCUGCGCUGCAAUCUGUUGAUAACUCCACUUGCAAGCUGCAGUUUAUUGUGUUUCGCAAUGGGAAACUCUUUCCUUGCACGGGGAAUUCGUCAAAUCUCGCAGAUGAUGGGAAGCGUAGGAGCGUUUCAACACCAGUUGCUUUCACCAAAUUAGAUGGGUGCAGCCUCGGGAGCGCUGUGCACUCCGUUACUAUUGCUCUCAGGCACUUCGCACUGGGUGUAGACCCCACCGCAGCCUAUUGGGAUUUUGACCUGCUGGAUGGACACGGUGGCUGGAGGGCAGAGGGCUGCCACAUAACAGGCUCCGGGGGCAACACGACCACCAUUCAUUGCACCCAUCAUAAUAACUUUGCUGUGCUAAUGGAUCUGAAGAAGGUGCUGUCUUUCCCCCCGUACCCUGGGGAGUUCUUGCACCCGGUCGUGUAUGCCUGCACGGCGGUCAUGUUGCUUUGCCUCUUCGCCUCCAUCAUCACGUACAUAGUGCACCACAGCGCAAUCCGCAUCAGUCGGAAGGGAUGGCAUAUGCUUCUCAACUUCUGUUUCCACACAGCGCUGACCUUCGCUGUGUUUGCCGGCGGCAUCAAUCGAAUCAAAUACCCCAUCAUCUGUCAAGCAGUCGGGGUCGUGCUGCACUACUCGUCUUUGUCGACCAUGCUGUGGCUCGGGGUGACGGCCAGGAACAUUUAUAAGCAGGUGACCAAGAAGCCGCCGCAAAGUCAAGACGGCGACCCUCCUCCGCCCCCUAAACAGCCCCUGUUGAGAUUUUAUUUAGUCAGCGGAGGAGUGCCCCUCAUCAUCUGCGGGGUCACGGCAGCCGUCAAUAUAGACAACUAUGGCAGCGGGGAGCAAGCGCCGUACUGCUGGAUGGCGUGGGAGCCCAGCCUGGGAGCCUUCUUCGGCCCCGUGGCCUUCAUCGUCCUGGUGACCUGCAUCUACUUCCUCUGCACCUUCAUCCAGCUGCGGCGACACCCCGAAAAGAAGUACGAGCUCAAGCAGCUGACGGAGGAGCAGCAGAGGCUGGCCGCCGUCGACGUGCCCACACACUGCCACCAGGGAGCCGAGCCCGGAGCCUUGGCAGCCUCGGCCAGCGGGAGCCACUGCCCCGCCGGCUGCCCGGGGGUUCCCAUCAACCCCGCGCUGCUGGCCAACGAGCACUCCUUCAAGGCUCAGCUACGGACGGCGGCCUUCACGCUUUUCCUGUUCCUGGCCACCUGGACUUUCGGGGCGCUGGCCGUGUCGCAGGGCCACUUCCUGGACAUGAUCUUCAGCUGCCUGUACGGUGCCUUCUCCGUCACCCUCGGUCUCUUCAUCCUCAUUCAUCACUGUGCCAAGCGGGAUGAUGUCUGGCAUUGCUGGUGUUCCUGUUGUCCCGGACGACGCGCCAACGCCUGCUCCGGAGCCCACGGGCCCGCUCAGGCGCGGCCCAAGGUCAACGUGAACGGAGAUACGCCAGGGCACGGCCACGGCCACGGUCACAGCCACUGCCACCAUGACUCACCGUGUCAGGGAAAAGCACUGAUAAGCUGCAGUCAUGGCAGCUUAGGUCACUGUAAACACGCCGCCCUCCCAUCUUCACAAAAUCACGUGACGUGUCUGGCACCGGUGACCCCGUGCUGCGCCGCCCUGCACAGCCAGCAGCUGAUGGAGGAGGAGCCCGCAGCCACACAUGUGCUGCUACACGCUGACCCGGAGGGUUACCGGCCGGGCAUCCAGCUCCAUCCCUGCCUAAAGAGCAGCAGCAGGACUAAAGGGCGUCACUUCAGCCGCAGAGCCGGGGCUGCCUCCUGUGGAGCAGGGGGUGAGCGGGAGUACGCCUACCACAUCCCCUCGAGCGGGGAUGGAGGCAGCGUUCACAGCUCACACACUGACAGCCCCCACAGCACACACGAGCGUCACGCCCACAUCUGUCCACAUCUGGCCCACGAGGGCCACCACGAUGGGCAUCACACAUGCCACGCUGCUGCAGCCACGCACGAGUCCCUGGCGUGCCAUAAUCCCUGCCACAGGCACAUCUGCUGUGCCAAGGCAGACCUUUUCCCCUCGCUGUGCCCGGCAGAGGCAGGAGAAACAGGCGUCUUCUUGUGUGGCUGCGGCAAAGUGGCCGAGGAGGACCCGAUGGCGACACAUCACCACCUGGAGAUGCACGCCCCGCGCAGACAAUCCUACCCCCAGAACCCCCCCAAUCAGAAUGGGAUUCUAAAAGGGGGGCUGCAUGAAGGACUCCUGUACACCUCGGACAGCACAGGAAAUAUACGCACUGGACCCUGGAAGAAUGAAACUACUGUGUAGUGUGGGAAGGGAAAAACAGGGGAUGCAGGCAGCGCUCCUGCCUCGUCCUGCCAAAAUAAACCUUCGCCUCCCUUUCUAGAAUUAAAAAAAAAAGAAUAAAAAAAAAGAGAAUUGAAUAACAUUUUAAACAUCACAAUCAGCGUGGGAUAUUUUUAUUUUAAUGUCCUCAUGUUUUUAUGUGUGCUGUUUUACUGUACAGAAAUCUGAUAUCAUGCAAAAUGCUCCCUGCAGAGCAUCCAUAGACAGAACAGAAUCUCUUCCAUCACAAAGAAUUUGUGAAAUGUGUGUCACGUCAUGCCAUCAGAUGUAAUUGAAGGUAUUUCCACUGUUCCAUAUUACUACAGAUCUAUCUCUCUCUAUAUAUAUAUUCAAGAAAAUGAAUGGUUGUACGUAUGAAUAUGUGUGUUAGUGCUCAAAGGCGACACGCUGCAAGAUUUUUUUACACUUUGAAUCUGAAUCCAUCGAUAGUCUCCGACGACAGUGAACCUCCAGUACUUUAAAGAACUCUUGGCAUCCAUGUUUUAGAUGACUAAACCAGCAAUUUUAGACUUCAUGGGUAUUUUUGCCAUUCAGUCAAGCAACUGUGAAUAUCUACUAGAGAUUUUCUAAAUAAUAUACAAAGAUACUGUCGCUUGCCAGAGAUGUGUGGGUGCCAGUUAAGUUGUGAAAAACUCAAAGCGACAGAAAAAGAGAAGUGAAAUCAAGCAUCCUCUUAUCCAGGUUGGUAUUGAUUGUGCUGUCUAUAUGAUGUCUUCACUAUUGUGUUUCCUUUUCUUUUUUUUUUUUCUAUUCUGGAGAGAAGUAAGUAACGGCACAACAGCAACAGCCAGGCCAUUGUGAAUAGAGAGUUGGUGUCAAUGAGUCGUUGGAUCCAGUUUUUUUUUAUUAGCAUUGUGCCGCACAGAGCCGGGUACUCACAGCGAGUUCAUUGCCAAACAAGUGUUUUUUUGUUUUUUAAAUUCUCUUCAGCUUAGCAAGCUUCAGUGGAAAAUCCGCAUAUGAUUCUUUAUAAAACUCGAUCAACAUGUUUUUUUGUGUGGUCAUAGAGAAAAAACAAAAACAAGCUGCUUAAACAUCAAUGAUGUCCGACUAUUUUCCCUCUAAUCUAAUAAAACACGUCGCCCAGUAUUGGCCAAAGCUGGAGAAAAAAAACAAAAAAAAACCCAGAGAAAAUCCCUUUAUGCUUUAUUUAUUUUGAACUUGUCUUAUGAAAGCCGCCCCUAAGCAUGCAUGCCUGUACGUAACUAUAUUUUAACGGUGUAAGUGAAUGCCUAUCCAUGAACAUAUUAUUUGCCUUGAUCUGAUACGACUGUUGCAGCUUGUUAUGUUUUAUUUUACUCCUGGGUUGGUCCUAUUUCCCGACAAAUACUGUACUAUCCUCCCCCCUCCAUUCAGCAAGACUUCAAGCUUAGGUUUAUCCUGGAAUCCAGUCCAGAGAAAUGUAAUGUUCUGCUUUGGUAGAUAACUUGGUGUCAGGAGAGACAAGGUUGAAGUGUAGAUCACUCUUUGGUUUCCCAUGAAGGUCACAUUCUCUUUGAAGAAUCGCCACUCAGAAGAGAAGGCAAAGGAGUCUCCGUAUUGAUUUAGAAGCACUUGUUUGUUUUAUGAAUGAUGGUAUUGAAUAUGAUGCUCCAGACAACAACCGGUCAUACAUUCCGUCAGAAAAAGCCAACACGACGCAGCGCAUAUAAUCUCACAAGCUAACCCUGCUCUAGCGAAAAGAAGAAAAAAGAAAAAAAAAAAACACACCUCAGCAUGCACACCAUCUCUUUAUCCAUCUUGUGCACUCUUGUCCGUGUAUAUAGAAUUGGUUUCUGAUGAAUUAUUUUAUAUGAGAUUUAAGAUAUUUAAGAAUAAAAAAUAAGUCUAUAUGUAAAGAAAGUUGUAUGGGGAAAAAAAAUAACUGACCUCUCAAUGUUAAUGCUCAGUAUCUGAGUUUAGAAAUGUCCUUUUUGUUUUCAAAUGCCUUUUUUUUUUUCUUUCUUUCCUGUUGACUUCAUAAAGUAUGCAGACUCGCCAUGUGUUGUGAGACUUAUCCUGUCAUAUCAGAAAUAGAAAUGCACUACCCAUAAUAACGUCCGGCCUGCCAGAGUAGAAUUUGUCACUUAAAGUAUGUUUAUAAUAGAGAUAUUUGUUCAGACAGAAAUGCCUGCAUUUAAAAAAACAAGUGACUUCUGCAGAGAAGGAAAGUAAAACACUAAUGUGAUACUCCCUUUAUUUGAAUGGCAGGCUGUGAAUAGCAAAAGGAGGCCCUAGCAGACAUCAACGAUGAUGCAUGAUCUUCAUAGCUUUGCACAGGGCCACUGGAGUUAUUUCCAGGGUCUUGGACAAAAUGGGAUAUUACAGCCCCAACUUAUGAGUUAUAAAACACAGGCCCACAAUUGAUCAUACAAUACAAGCUCCUUUGAGCCACCUUGGAUGCUGGCAGUCAGCAGCCCUGGCUUUAUAGUUAUUGGAAAGGGAUUUGUAACAGUAUCACAACAAAAAUCAAGCCUGUCCCGCAAAACCCACAUUAAACCGAGAGAACAUUGGUCUAGGUUAAUUGCUGUACAACAUGUGUAUUUGCUGGUGGUGUGUCUUUGGAGCAGCCUGAGCUUCUCGGUGUCUGCGAGAACGAUGUGUUCGGUAUCACGGGCCGCCGCAGGCCGCCUUCUCUGUUGUCAUCAGUAGCAGAUGUACUGCCCUAAACGAGCUCGCUGGCUUAGUUUCGGCUCACCAGACGGCUGCUGGAAUAUUCACCUGUGGUACUGUGACAAAACCUAAAGCCAGUUUUCACUUUUUUCUACAUUGACACAGAUUCCAAUAAAUGUAUUUUUUCACCAUGCAA